AUGCGGAGUGGGCGUGGUACCUCGCCGCGGGUAGCGCAUUUCGACGGCGAAGUUCCUCCCGCGCUUUCCCCUCUCGACGCAUUCGCCGCUCAAAGCCGAUUCUUGGCUCGACAACUCGAUGAAUCUCGACAAGGCGACCGCCGCAUGAGUCGGCUGCCACCGUCGAGUGUAGCUCGAUCGCUUUCGCAAGGCCGCCCGGGCUUCGGCCGUUCCAAGUCGUCAACUGAAUCCCGCACCGAACUGACCCGUCAACCCACGCAGAAGGGGCUCCCAGAGUAUGAAGAGCCCAAAUACCGCCCUGUCUCCGAACAUCCUCGGUUCAGCUCCGUUUCCAAUGCUAGCACCGAAGCCAGCUAUUAUGAAGAUGACGAUAAUGUGACACCUCGGUCAACGAUGCUUAGUACGAGUCCGCAGGCGUAUGGGAUGCCGCGCGCCGAGUCUCCAGAGGACGUCAUGUCGCACGCAAGUGGCACACAUGAUGGGUCUGUUGGUAUGGCGGUUGCUGAGCCGCAAGGUUCAUCGAUUGAUUCAUCAUCUUCUCGACUAGAUAUCCCACGCACCCUGGCACCGCCAGUGUCACCGCGGUCGCGCCCAUCCAGCAGUGCGAAGGUGGCACAUCCCGAGAGUUCCGACGAUGAUUAUAGCAGCUCCAAUGGUGGGUCGACGUUCUCAAAACCUCGCAAGCUGUCCUCUGGAAGUGCUGUGUCAUUGCCAUAUUCUCCCAUGUCAACAUACCCUGCUCGACCACACCCUCGAUCGCCAUCCGUGAGCUCGGAGACAUCCGGCACGGGAGCGAACCAACUACCCCGUCCUUCUUUUAAUUUUUCUCGACCACUGAGUCGCUCGAGUACGAGCUUGUCUGCUCCUGGAGCUUCGACGCCUACUGAAUCGAGUCUUGCCUCUUCCUCGAACAACAUGUACCGUCGUAGCAAGCCGACUCCGCUCGUUUUGCAACUUUCGAACGAAGAUGCCGCAGCAAUGGGAGACAUGGAUGGGGAGCCAUCGUCCGCUGUCUCGUCUUAUGUGUAUGCCAAGUAUGCGCUUCCGCGUGGACGUUUCCUUUCACGGGAUUCCGUGGUCUUUGCGGGCUUACAAACGCCUCAUUUCGAGUGGGAUGAGCCCUUAUUUGAGAAAACACCUCCCCGGAACGCAGAGGAGCCCCCGCGGAUGGCACGCACGCCAUCCCCCACACCUAAUCGACAAUUGGCACCGUCGCCGAAGCCUCACUCGAUGUACGAAAUUCCAGCUCCCAACCCUCAAACUCCAGGCCCGAAAUUACAACCCCAGUCUCCACCCCAAUCUCCACCUGAGCCUCAACCUCAAUCUCAGCUCCAACCUCAAACCCCCAAGUCUCAGCUAGUCCCCAAACCCCCGUCUGUGCGCGAGUCGCCAGUGGAGCCGGCACAACGGCCCUCUGCCGAGAGCACCCGACAGAUCAACGAGAAGGAUGAGACAGUCUCUUCUGCUGAUUCGGCCAGCACCGUGCGGCCUCAAACCGCCACUGCCCAGGUGACAGCUUCCGGUCUUACGGCCGACGACCACGUCGCCAAAGGCAUUGAGUGCCACGAGCGAGGAUCACUCAGCGAGUCGACGUAUCAUCUGCGGGUUGCCGCGAAACAGGACCAUCCGACGGGAAUGCUGCUUUAUGCGCUUGCCUGCCGACACGGGUGGGGCAUGCGGUCUAAUGAGAAGGAGGGUGUACGAUGGUUACGCAAGGCUGUGGAUUCCGUCGGAUUGGAAAUGUUAGCCAAUCCGGAUGGCCCUGGUGCCUCCAAGGCGAAGGAAUUACAAAAAGCAUAUCGAGCUCAAUUUGCUCUAAGCAUUUAUGAACUCGGCGUCAGUUACUUGAAUGGCUGGGGUAUUGAGCAGGACAAGUCUCUUGCCCUACGCUGUUUCGAGAUCGCUGGCCAAUGGGGCGACGUUGAUGCUAUGGCCGAAGCCGGAUUCUGCUACGCGGAGGGUGUUGGCUGUAAGAAGGACAUGAAGAAGGCGGCACGCUUUUACCGCCAAGCUGAGUCUAACGGUAUGAGUAUGGUUGGAAACAGCUGGAUCUACAAGGAUAAAUACAACGAAACCGAGGCUCCUUCUCGCUCCCGUGGCCGAAAUGCCGGUGGUGAGAAGGACAAAAAGCCGCGCAGCAAGUCCCGAACUCGCAGUAUCUUCCAACGCAAGAAGUCCGUACCCGAGUCAUAG
Penicillium griseofulvum is the source of this 2193-nucleotide messenger RNA. RefSeq names its product tetratricopeptide repeat protein. Gene Ontology annotation, molecular function: protein binding. The transcript is spliced from 2 exons. The coding region runs from base 1 to 2193 and encodes 730 amino acids. The record is from RefSeq and is a predicted model, not a curated record. Lineage: Eukaryota; Fungi; Ascomycota; Eurotiomycetes; Eurotiales; Aspergillaceae.